Pipistrellus nathusii (Nathusius's pipistrelle) is the source of this 684-nucleotide messenger RNA. NCBI's taxonomy places the organism in Eukaryota, Metazoa, Chordata, Mammalia, Chiroptera, Vespertilionidae. The record is from the annotation of a GenBank genome assembly.
AUGGAAGCUCAUACAUCUGCCGACAUGUUUUCAAAAGUCCUGGAAAAUCAGUUGCUUCAGACCACUAAACUAGUGGAAGAACGUUUGGAUGCUGAAAUUCAGAAAAUGGACCAGAUGGACGAGGAUGAACUGGAACUCCUCAAAGAAAAGAGACUUAAGGCCCUAAAGAAAGCUCAGCAGCAGAAACAAGAAUGGCUUUCAAAAGGACAUGGGGAAUACAGAGAAAUCCCUAGUGAGAGAGACUUCUUUCAAGAAGUUAAGGAGAGUAAAAAUGUGGUUUGCCAUUUCUACAGAGACUCCACAUUCAGGUGUAAAAUACUAGACAAACAUUUAGCGAUAUUGUCCAAGAAACACCUGGAGACCAAAUUUUUGAAGCUGAAUGUGGAAAAGGCACCUUUCCUUUGCGAGAGACUGAAGAUCAAAGUCAUCCCCACACUAGCACUGGUGAAAGAUGGGAAAACGCAAGAUUACGUCACUGGGUUUACUGACCUGGGAAAUACAGAUGACUUCACCACGGAGACUUUAGAGUGGAGGCUUGGUUGCUCUGAUAUUAUCAAUUACAGUGGAAAUUUAAUGGAGCCACCAUUUCAGAGCCAAAAGAAAAUUGGAACAAACUUCACAAAGCUGGAAAAAAAAACUAUCCGAGGAAAGAAAUAUGAUUCGGACUCUGAUGAUGAUGAUUAG